Dovyalis caffra is the source of this 1743-nucleotide messenger RNA. The record is from the annotation of a GenBank genome assembly. Lineage: Eukaryota; Viridiplantae; Streptophyta; Magnoliopsida; Malpighiales; Salicaceae.
AUGGGUAAUAAUUGUGUAGGACCGAGCAUUUCCAAGAAUGGUUUUCUCCAAUCGGUUUCCGCUGCAAUGUGGCGAAAUCGAUCGCCAGAUGAUUCGAUGUCUCAGACCACUAAUGGAGAGUCUGUCCAUGAGCAUGAGGCUGCAACUAGAGAACCUGAAUCGCCUUUGCCAGUUCAAAGCAAACCCCCAGAACAAAUUACCAUGCCAAAACCUGAAGCACCGGAGAAACCAGAAAAAUCAGAAGAGCCUGCAAAACGUAAGAAACCCCCUCAAGUGAAGAGGGUGUCUAGUGCUGGGCUUAGGACUGAGUCUGUUUUAAAAACUAAAGCUGGUAAUUUAAAGGAGUUCUAUAGUUUGGGAAAGAAACUAGGACAAGGGCAAUUUGGAACCACAUUUCUUUGCGUGGAGAAAGCAACAAAGAAAGAAUUUGCGUGCAAAUCGAUUGCUAAGAGGAAGUUGUUAACUGAUGACGAUGUGGAGGAUGUGAGAAGGGAAAUUCAGAUAAUGCAUCAUUUGGCUGGCCACCCGAAUGUUAUAUCUAUUAAAGGGGCUUAUGAGGAUGCUGUGGCAGUUCAUGUUGUUAUGGAGUUAUGUGCUGGUGGUGAGCUCUUUGAUAGGAUUAUUCAGCGUGGGCAUUAUACUGAAAGAAAGGCAGCUGAGCUUACGCGAACUAUAGUUGGAGUGGUUGAAGCUUGUCAUUCACUGAGUGUGAUGCAUAGAGACCUUAAACCAGAGAACUUUCUGUUUGUCAACCAAAAAGAGGACUCGCUUUUAAAAGCAAUUGACUUUGGUUUGUCAAUUUUCUUCAAGCCAGGAGAGAGAUUUAGCGAUGUGGUUGGAAGUCCAUAUUAUGUUGCUCCGGAGGUUCUGAAAAAGCGUUAUGGUCCUGAAGCAGAUGUUUGGAGUGCUGGAGUCAUCAUUUACAUUCUGUUAAGUGGAGUGCCACCCUUUUGGGCCGAGACUGAGCAGGGGAUAUUUGAACAGGUCCUGCAUGGUGAUCUUGACUUUUCAUCAGACCCUUGGCCUAGUAUCUCUGAAAGUGCCAAGGAUUUAGUGAGGAGAAUGCUUGUUCGAGACCCCAAAAGGCGCCUAACUGCACAUGAAGUUCUGUGCCACCCUUGGGUGCAAGAAGAUGGUGUAGCUCCUGACAAGCCUCUGGAUUCAGCUGUAUUAAGUCGCCUGAAGCAAUUUUCUGCUAUGAACAAGCUCAAGAAAAUGGCUCUUAGAGUCAUUGCAGAGAGCCUAUCUGAAGAAGAAAUAGCUGGCUUAAAGGAGAUGUUCAAGAUGAUAGACUCUGACAGCAGUGGUCAAAUCACUUUUGAAGAACUCAAGGCUGGAUUAAAAAGAGUUGGAGCUAAUCUUAAGGAAUCUGAAAUUUAUGAUCUAAUGCAAGCAGCUGAUGUAGACAAUAGUGGCACUAUUGAUUAUGGGGAGUUCAUUGCUGCAACACUUCAUCUAAACAAAAUCGAGAGAGAGGAUCAUCUAUUUGCAGCUUUCACAUACUUUGAUAAGGACGGAAGUGGCUACAUUACUCCAGAUGAGCUCCAGCAAGCUUGUGAGGAGUUUGGAUUAGAGGAUGUUCGCCUUGAAGAAAUGAUCAGAGAAGUUGACCAGGACAAUGACGGACGCAUAGAUUACAACGAAUUUGUGGCCAUGAUGCAGAAGGGAAAUGUAGCAGGUCCUGCAAGGAAGGGCCUGGAGCAUAGUUUCAGCAUUAAUUUUAGAGAAGCUCUCAAACUUUAG